UCUUUAGAUCUUUACGUUGGUCUAAUCCUGUUAUAAAUUCAGUUCAUAAACCCAAAUUACCCUUUAAGAAGCCUCAUAUACGCAGCACCAAAGUUUUUUUUUUUUUUAGAAACUGACCGCCUUCAUUCAUAUUUUCUUUCUCAGUUCAUUUCAAUUUCGUAAGAUUUAAAAGUUUUUCGAAAUUCUGAAAGUCAUGAGUGAGACCUUGUCCUUAAUGACUGACACAUAAUUCUUAGUUAGUGACGCAAUAAUCGAUAAAGUGAAGUGAUGCAUGUCAUUAACAUUACACCGAAAGCCAAUGACAGUAACGCUCUCAGGCUAAUACAAGAACCAAUACAAAAGUGUGGGCUGUAUUUACUCACCUUAGUAAUAGGUAUGUAUUUAUCAGUACAUAACGUUAUUAUGCAAAACGUUCUUUACUGCAUUUCUGUUUCGAGUUCAAACGAGUUCGUGAAAAAUUUCAUCGUCACGUACACGGACCUAAAUUUCAAACAAAGCACCCACAGCCGGAUGUGAUUAAUCUGUAAGUUAAUGAUUCGUACUAACUUUGAAACUUUUGUCGCGUCAUUGAUCGACCGUAAUGAACUAUCAAGGUCUUCUCAACGCUUUGUUUAUUCUUGGUAUUGGUGCAUUAAGUGGAAUCACAAUUUCCUUCCGACACAAUGUUCAUGAAAGAAUAUUCAAGGACGGAGAAAUAAUUUUAGGUGGAAUGUUUCCCCUCCAUCUAACCAAGAACGGUAUGGGAUCGUCGUCAUCAUGUAAGGUUCUUCGCUCGCGAGUGUUACUUCUAUCAGAGGCUAUGAUAUACGCCGUCGAUGAAAUUAACAGAAAUGGCACAUUUCUUCAUAACGUUACGUUAGGCUACGACAUUCGCGACACGUGCGGUAACGAACAAGAAGGCAUUUCUAUAGCAUCGGAUUUUGUCUACGAGAAUGCGCUCAAACUUGACCCACGCUUCUCUGUAACAAACUCCUGUCGCGAGGGAGUCACGAAAUCAAAGGAAACUACUGUAGUAGCAGUCAUUGGGGGACUAGAUUCUCGAGUUUCCGUCAAUGUGGCAAAUGUACUCCAAGUACAAAAUGUACCGCAAAUAAGCUACGGGGCAUCAAGCGCUGAAUUAGCGGGGGCAGAGUUUACAUCGUUUUUUCGCACUGUUCCGGUCGAUACCUUCCAGUCACGAGCUAUGGCAGAACUGAUUGCGCACUAUAGGUGGACUUGUGUGGCAGUUAUUGGUGUGGAUGACUGGUACGGUCGCAGUGGCGUUGACGCUUUCGCUACCGCGGCUAACGAAACUGGAAUCUGCAUUGUGUUACAAGAACUGUUUCCUGUGCACGAUUCGGAAGCGCAAGUAAAGACCAUGAUCAGUCAACUGAAAAACAUGGAACAAGUUCAGAUUAUAAUAUUGUACAGUUUAUCACCUCAAGCGAUAAAGGUCUUUGAAGAAGCAGUGAGGCAAGGUUUGACUGGGAAGACGUGGAUCGCUAGUGAUGGAUGGUCGGAAUCUGCAUUGAUUCUUCAAUCUCGCUUUAAGCCGAUUAUACAAGGCGCCAUAGGAUUUGGGUUCCACACACAUAGAUUUGAAGAAUUCGAAAAACACGUCACAGAAAUGACACCUCUCUUGCGGAGGGGGUCUUGGUGGAAUGAAUUCUGGGAAAUGGAGUUCAAUUGUUCGAUACCUAAUUCGACACACACUCAGUUUAAACCAUGUUCAGGCCAAGAGAGAAUCACCCCGGAAAGAUACAAACGAGAUUAUGGCUACGCAGGUGUAGCGUAUGUGAGAGAUGCAGUAUAUUCAGUCGCGAAUGGACUGAGCGGGAUACUAAACUGUGACGCCCAGGGCCGCUCUUGCUCUGAGAGUUCUUCCUCACCCCGUCCCGAUGAUCUACUGGCAAGUCUUAAGAUGGUUUCAUUUACAGGGCUUACUGGCUAUAUUGACUUUAGAAAUGGCCGGGUUCAGGCCGCUUACGAUAUUUACAACCUUCAGGAGACCGAGGAGGAUGGGUUUAAGCUCGUCCAAAUUGGAACGUGGGAUGAACGAAAUGCGCAUGCGCAGAGACUUAGCCUACGAGAUGAUUUGGUGCAAUGGCACAGAGGUAUUAAACCGCGCACCACAUGCGGCGAUAUCUGUCCCGCUGGAACUUACAGAAGUAUUCCUAAUCAGUGCUUCUGGGAGUGUGUCCCGUGCGAUCGAGACACCUUCAGCGAGAGUUCAGGCAGCACCGAGUGCAAGACUUGUCCUGAAGGAUUCAUAUCCAAUCAAAAUAACACAAAGUGUGACGAAGUGCCUAUUGAGUACAUCGAAUGGCAUGAACCGUGGGGCGUAGCACUCUCUACCCUUACAGCAUUCUGCGUACUUCUUACAUUAGUUGUCCUGGCAAUCGUCUUGCAAUAUCGCAAAACGCCAAUAAUGAAAGAGACGGGUGGAUUUCUGAACGUUGCCCUCUUAGUGGUGGUACUUCUGUCGUUUAUUUUCAACUUAAUCCACCUCACCAAGCCUUCAGAUCUGGCCUGUCGCAUGCUUCCUCCUACAUUUUACGUGAUAUACACAGGUGCAGCCUUGCUACAAUUUCUUAAGGUUUAUCGCAUCCGCCUACUUCUGAAGCCACUCACAACGGCUACUCACGACAUGAAAUUGGUGUACAUAACCGUGGUAUCUCUGUGGGUUCUCCCGGUUUUUCUCACGCUCAUUUGGGUGAUUUCGGACCCUCCCAGAAAUGAAAAAUACAUUAUAUCGAGGUUAAUAAUUUACGGUACUUGCACACCUUACCAGACCAACGUUGGAAUGGCUUUACGUUACAUGGGUGCAAUUAUUUUAUCGCUAAUUCUUAUUGGCACUUUGGUGGUUGCGUACAGUACAAAACGUCUCCCACAUAAUCAGAGAUUUGACGAAGCCAAACACGUGGCGUUCUCGCUGACAAUGUUUGCCAUCACUUUUGCCACAUUUUACCCAGGAUGGUCCCUUAUAAAGGGCCCAGGUUUGACCGUUUUCGCAUGCAAGACCAAUUUAGUCGCCGCCACUGGAACAGUCCUGUGUAUUUUUGGGCCCAAGCUGUGGCUCAUAUAUCGCUUUCCCCGUCACAACACCCUAGCCUACGUUCGUCCUGCUCCUCAAUUAGAGACAAAAGAGAGAUCCACAACUUUGUUGUCGAUCGGGCGGGUUGCUGUCAGGAUAAGUGAUAGCCCCUCCGCAAGCCAAGGAUCAUCGAAGACGCCACAAGAGUCACCGAAGAUGCAACGAGGCUCGCCGAAGCUGCAACCUGGCGCGCCAAAGACAAGAAAAAGCUCUCCGAUAUUGAAAACACAAGAAGGCUCACCAAAGGCGCAAAAAGAAUCGCCGAAGAGUCAUGUAAAAUUUAAGUGAACUUUGCGGGAAAGCCAUAAUACUUUUAUUCGAUUAUAAAAAUGUUGUCACAUUUUGGGACACUCUUUAAAAACCAUUUGACAUGAAUCGAGUAGGUCAAAUUUGGCUAUAGGGGUCAACUACUUGUCGUUUGAAGUGAUGGAUGAGAUAUUUAUAAUAAUUCUAUUUAAUGAUUCCAAAAUUUUGGAUAUCUAUAGUAGCCUUAAAGCAAGAUAUCAAAGUGAUGGCUGACCUACUGAACACGCCCAGAGAGAUGUUCAAAAGGACUUUGUAAAAGGUUACAUACCUGACAAGUUAGGUAGUUUGUCAGGGAGAAAACAAGACCAUUAGCGGCAAAGAACGGGGGGCUACAGCCCCUAAAACCGAAAAAUUUAGGUGGGGGUGCUUGCCCACACAAAAUUAGCAUAACGCACCAUAAAAUCAGUUUGGCAAAAUAUUCAGUUGCGCAACCUUUUCAAGUCGCUUCAUCAAGAUCGUGAUGGUAAAAUUAUCUUAUUUUAGACUUUUUUUCAAUUUGAACAGCUCCAGUCUGUGCUCAUAAAGUGGACAUUAGAUAAACCUUGGUAAAUUUGAGUAGGGGUUUAUACUUGGUUCAGUACACAUGAUAAAAAAUAAGAAGGAACACAGACAGAGAAUCAGCCAUGUAGGCAAACUAGACAAAUAGUAUAGGA
Stylophora pistillata is the source of this 4032-nucleotide messenger RNA. Its product is annotated as extracellular calcium-sensing receptor. The record is from RefSeq and is a predicted model, not a curated record. Gene Ontology annotation, molecular function: G protein-coupled receptor activity. Gene Ontology annotation, cellular component: membrane. Gene Ontology annotation, biological process: G protein-coupled receptor signaling pathway. Lineage: Eukaryota; Metazoa; Cnidaria; Anthozoa; Scleractinia; Pocilloporidae.